Cyprinus carpio (common carp) is the source of this 6789-nucleotide messenger RNA. RefSeq lists its product as uncharacterized. Gene Ontology annotation, biological process: telomere maintenance; DNA repair. The coding region runs from base 137 to 4504 and encodes 1455 amino acids. Gene Ontology annotation, molecular function: DNA helicase activity. The transcript is spliced from 4 exons. Lineage: Eukaryota; Metazoa; Chordata; Actinopteri; Cypriniformes; Cyprinidae. The record is from RefSeq and is a predicted model, not a curated record.
GCCUCACUCUGGACACAUGCAUGCAGCCACUUGAUAUUGGACAGGACUUGCUGUCGUACGGCGAGGGAAUCUUUAGCAUUGCACCCGCUCAAGGGAAAAAGCCAGUCGGAUUUUCAAGGUUCCCAAAUUGGAAGCCAUGGCUUUCCCCGUACAGUUUCCCACUGGACAGAACACAGUUGAUGAGGCACGACAAGUUGCAUUAUCACCAAGCAUGUAUUUCAAUGCUAGACUGUUCUGCGUGGAUACUCGUUUUGCCAAAGACCAGAGUUAUCUCUUCUUUGCACAGUUUGUCUCUGAAACGCACAUGGCUAGAAAUAGCAUGUCUAUCCAGUUGCGAAAAGGCAAACCUGUUACAAAAGAUGGACGUAGAAUCUCCAACAAGCUUCUUCAGGAUGAUCUUGAGGUCGAAAGACUGGUCCACAGCCGUGACGCCACAAGGUUUAUGCAACCCUUGAGAGGCACUCCAUCUUAUUGGGAGAAAACGUUGAGAGAUCUACAGGCCAUGAUCAGGCAGUUAGGGAAUCCUACUUUUUUUUGCACAUUCAGUGCAGCCGAAAUGCGAUGGCCAGAAGUGAUAACGGCGAUCAAGGCUCAGCAAGGUGAAGAGGUUGUCUUUUCAGAGCUUGACUGGACGACGAAAUGUGAAAUCCUUCGAAGUAACCCCGUCACCGUCAUGCGGAUGUUUGAGAAACGAGUGGAUGCGUUAAUGAAUCAUCUACUUUUGUCACCUGCUCAACCCAUCGGCGAAGUCGAGGAUUACUUUUAUCGCGUCGAGUUUCAAGCCAGAGGAAGCCCACACAUUCAUCUGCUGGCCUGGGUAAAGGGGGCACCUGAAUUCGAAAAUCAGUCUGACCAAGUAGUGUGUGACUUUAUUGACCGUUACAUAACCUGCCAGUUGCCGGACCCUACCACCGAUCCCGAGCUUCAUAAAAUUGUCACCGAAGUUCAACUUCACAGCAGGAAGCACUCCAAAUCUUGCAAGAAAGGAAAUGUGUUGUGUAGAUAUGGGUUCCCUAAACUACCCAUGUCAAGCACCACCAUCACCCGUCCACGACCACAGCGUUCUGAGGAAGAUCAAAACGAAGACCAAAACAACCCAGAGAGAAAGACGGCAAGACAGGAUGCUGUUCGAAAAGCAAUGAACGAAGCCAGGACUAAACUCAAGCCAUUGUGGGAUUUGUUAAACGAUCCCCAGGCCUCCUUUGACAACUUGUCAGAUUUGCUGACCAAAUGUAAUCUGUCCAUGGAUGAUUACUGUAAAUACGCUGAGGCACUGUCCACUUCAAAUGUGAUUUUGCUGAAGCGUGAGCCAAAGGAGGCUUGGGUGAAUGGAUACAACCCAGAUUUGCUGAGGGCAUGGAACGCCAACAUGGACAUACAGUUCGUUCUUGACUCUUUCAGCUGCAUCAUGUAUAUGUUGUCCUACAUUUCAAAGCCAGAACAUGAAAUUAAUGAUUUCCUGAAGUCCGUGAUCAAGGGUGUUCGUGAAACCAACGUAAACGAAGAGGACGAAAUGAAGCAGAUAAUGCAGGCCUACUCCAAACACAGGCAAGUGAGUGCUCAGGAGUCUGUGGCACGAACAUGCAGCUUACCAAUGAAGAAGUGUUCGCGAAGUGUUGUGUUUAUACCGACGGAUGAUGAUGCCCUGAAGAUGAGUUUGCCCCGUAGUGUCCUACACAGCAAAGAUCCUGAUUCAGAGGAUGUCUGGAUGUCAGGUAUGAUAGAUAAAUACAGAGCAAGGCCUCAAACACUGGAGUUUGAAAUGAUGUGCCUUGCAGACUUUGUGUCGAAUUACCGUGUUGUGUAUGGUCGGCAAACUAAAGGAAAGAAUGUCCUCCCACUCCUCAACGAUAUGGGAUUCAUUCAGAAGAGAACUGUUGGUAAGGCUGCAAUUAUCAGGUAUGCUCGGUUUUCGGAGGAGAAGCAACCGGAGAAGUUUUGCGGAACAUUGGUAAAACUUUACGUGCCACAUCGUUUCAACGAACAGCUGAAACCUCAACGGUAUCCAACAUAUCAGGAGUUUUACAAAAAUGCAUUUGUGGAACUCCCGGCACACCCUGGGCUCCUAAUGCCUGUCCUUGGCUUAGUUAAAGCACAACAGCAGAAGUUUGAAAAACACAGCAAAAAAGUGGACGAAGCAUUUGAACAGCUGCAGCGGGAAGGACCAUCUGAGAAUGCUUGGUCUGCUUUUGCACCUGAAAUUGACGUUGAUCGCAUGGAGUGCAUUGCAGAACAACAAGAUGUCGAUCCAGAAGAAGAUGAACAGGAUGAUGUUCCGGAAUACCAGAUUCUUCGUGAAGAUGGAGACGGAGUCGUACCACAGAUAGAGGCACCACAGAUGACUAAUGAAUUUCUGAGGAAGAUGUUUAGGAGUCUAAAUGAGACGCAGGCAGCAAUUUUUUACACUGUCCGUCAGUGGUGUCAGAAGCGUGUGUGGGGUCACAAUCCGGAGCAGUUUUUUUACUUUUUGUCAGGCGGUGCUGGCUGUGGGAAAUCACACGUCAUCAAGUGCAUACACUCGGAAGCAACCAAGAUUCUGCGACAACUGCCUCGACUCCGGGAAGAAGGGGAUCUCUCCGUGCCCACAGUGCUGUUGUCUGCGUUUACUGGAACGGCAGCAUUCAACAUCUCUGGUAAAACGCUGCAUUCCCUUUUAAAACUGCCAAGGAGUCUUAAGCCACCUUAUCAGGGACUUGGGAACGCCCUAGAUGAAGUGAGAGCAGGAUUACGUGACGUGGAGAUUCUUAUCAUCGACGAAAUAUCCAUGGUUUCAAAGGACCUGUUUACUUACGUAAACUGGAGAUUUCAGCAGAUCAAAGGCAGCAAGAAACCUUUUGGAGGAAUAUCUUGCCUCGUCGUAGGGGAUUAUUAUCAACUGCCACCGCUUGGUAAAGCUAAACCACUCUGUGUGUAUGAAGAGGAUGUGCUGGACUUCUGGAAGGACCACUUUCAAAUCAUCACCCUCACAGAGAUCAUGCGCCAGAAAGAAGACUUCGCUUUCGCUGAACUGCUGAACCGACUACGAGUGAAGCAGAAGACUGAAGCUCUCAGGGAAGAUGAUAGAGCUUUGUUAUUCCAGGCUGUGAAGAAGCCAGAAGAUUGCCCGCGUGAUGCUCUGCAUAUAUUCGCCACUAACAAAGAAGUUGGUAAGUACAAUACCGAGACUGUACAGGCCCUUUUCACUGACAUCAUAACAAUUGAUGCCGAAGAUUACAGGAAGGACCCAAAAACAGGAAGGAUGAAGAGACUAAACAAACCUGCCACUGGAAAAAAGGAUGACUUGCUUGACACAAUGCAAGUUGCAGUGGGAGUUCGUGUGAUGGUAACCAGGAAUCUGGAUGUAGAAGAUGGAAUUGUCAAUGGAUGUUUUGGUACGAUUGCAAACAUUGUCACCAAAACAAAAGAUGGAAUCGCCACAGUACAAAUGCUAGGACUUCAACUCGACAAUCCGAACGCCGGUCAGAAACAUCGCAAGAAGGUACGAGGUGAAGAAGACGUCUUGGUUUACAUUGAGAGAUCUGAAGAAAGUCUGAGGAAAGGGGCCGUUCGUCGACAAUUUCCCAUCAAGCUAGCUUACGCCUGUACAGCCCACAAAGUUCAAGGCAUGACGAUGCACUCUGCAGUAGUGUCAUUGAAGAAGAUUUUUGAGCCGGGAAUGGCCUACGUUGCCCUCAGCAGAACGACUUCUCUACAAGGAUUACACAUUACGGAUUUCGACGACAAGAAGAUAUAUGCUGAUCCAGAAAUCACAGCCUCUUUGCAAAGCAUGAGAAGAGCAAGAGUCGAAGAUAUCACGCCACUUCUGCAGCACGUGAAGGAAAAUAGGCAGGAACAGACACUCACCAUCAUUCAUCACAACACGGAAGGACUGGCAUCUCACAUGGAGGAUAUCAGAUGCCAUCAUGAGCUACAACUCGCCGAUGUUCUGUGUCUAACGGAAACGCACCUGACCGGAUCGUGUACUUCAGAUCUCCAGUUGAAAGGAUACAACUUGUUCACACGCAACAGGCAUGUCUCCUACUCAACACAUCAAGAACUUGGAAACAAAAAUGGAGGUGGAGUCGCAAUAUAUUGCAAGGAGCACAUUCCAGCUCAGCCCAGGCAAUAUAUACAAAAUGUGACUGAUCUGGAGUUUGUUGUAAUCAAAUUAGAUUCCCCAAUAAAAGCAGCAGUCGUAGCUGUGUAUAGGCCACCACAAUAUAAUAUUGGAGAUUUCUUGACCAACCUGAAGAGUAUGCUGGAUUAUCUGGACCUCGCACACAACGAUCUCGUCAUCAUCUGUGGAGACUUCAAUGAGGACCUCCUACACCCUGGAAAAAAACCAAUUCUGGAGUUGUUUCAAGCUCGAGGAUACACGCAACUGAUUACAACAGCGACAACGGAAAAGCACACACUACUUGACCACAUCUACAUUUCAAAUCCGGACCUCUGCCAUCAAUCGGGUGUGUUACAGAGCUACCACAGUUACCACAAUCCUGUGUACUGUGUAUUGCGUUUUACGUAGGUGAUUUGGCUGGUAUGGAUGUUUUGGUGUUGUACCAUGCUGAACCUGGGGCCACUGAACCUGCAUUAACGACGACAGUGGGGCUAGAGCAGCCUUAGUCCCUGGGUUGGCUGGUAUGGAUGUGUUUUGGUGUUGUACCAUACAGAACCUGGGGCCACUGAACCUGCAUUAACGACGACAGUGGGGCUAGAGGAGCCUUAGUCCCUGGGUUGGCUGGUAUGGAUGUUUUUUGGUGUUGUACCAUACAGAACCUGGGGCCACUGAACCUGCAUUAACGACGACAGUGGGGCUAGAGGAGCCUUAGUCCCCGGGUUGCCUGGUAUGGAUGUGUUUUGGUGUUGUACCAUACAGAACCUGGGGCCACUGAACCUGCAUUAACGACGACAGUGGGGCUAGAGGGGCCUUAGUCCCCGGGUUGGCUGGUAUGGAUGUGUUUUGGUGUUGUACCAUACAGAACCUGGGGCCACUGAACCUGCAUUAACGACGACAGUGGGGCUAGAGGAGCCUUAGUCCCCGGGUUGGCUGGUAUGGAUGUGUUUUGGUGUUGUACCAUACAGAACCUGGGGCCACUGAACCUGCAUUAACGACGACAGUGGGGCUAGAGGAGCCUUAGUCCCCGGGUUGGCUGGUAUGGAUGUGUUUUGGUGUUGUACCAUACAGAACCUGGGGCCACUGAACCUGCAUUAACGACGACAGUGGGGCUAGAGGAGCCUUAGUCCCCGGGUUGGCUGGUAUGGAUGUGUUUUGGUGUUGUACCAUACGGUACCUGGGGCCACUGAACCUGCAUUAACGACGACAGUGGAGGCGUUGACAGCCUUGGCCAACAGGUUGGCAUGUACGGUCAUGUUGCGGUUAGAUUGUGGUGUCUGUGGUCAUAUAAAGGUGUUAUGCCAUUGAGCUCUCUAGAGAGUGUAGCAGGAAGGACGAAGGAGUAGUGUGGCAUCUCCAGGGAGGACACUAGGAAGGCAGCAGCAGCAGCAUACAGGACACAGUGAGGAUUAGUGUUGCAGCUCCAGGGAGGACACAGACAGUGAGAGCAACAGCAGCAUUGCAGGAAGAUUUUGGAGACAAUAGCAGUCCUCUCCAACACUGGAUAUGAGUGUGCAAUAUACUAUCUAAAGCUAAGUGUUAAAAGAUGUCACUUCAGUCACUGUACUUCUGCACAUGAUAACCACAUUUAAAGGAAUAUUGUAAUCUAAUUCUGAUUUUGAUGUUUUUCAGGAACCGGCAAGUCUGAGAAGAUCAAGUGUGCUACAACACUGAUGGUGAUGGGCUGGAUACCAGUUUGUGCGCUAAUUUCUUUCAAGGACGGGACCAGAUGUGUUUGGAGUUGAGGACAAUGCUGAAGACUAAAAAAGCAACGGAAGAAGCACAUUAAAGCACUGAGGGUGUCCAGCCUGUUUGGCAUGUCAGAUCCAGCGGCUAGAUGGCGGGAGAUGCUUCAUCAUACCCCUGAUUGCAUUGAAUCAUUUUAUUAAUCAAUUAAUCAAUCAAUGGUCAAUUAAUUAAUUUUAAUAUAUUUAUUUAAUAUAUUUUAAUAUAUAAAUUAUCUUAUUAUCAUAUUAAAUAAUUGGUCUCAAUUUAAUAUUUCAUAUAUUAGCUUAAAUAAGAAUGUUAUUAUAAUGUGUACGCCAUGCCAGAGGAGGAUGGGAUCCCCCUGAUGAGUCUGGUUCCUCUCAAGGUUUUUUAUCUCCUUAAGAGUUUUUUCCUUGCCACUGUCGCCACUGGCUUGCUCACUGGGGGUGUUGUGUCAAAUCCUUUGUGCCUCUCGGGUCCCUGCCGACCAGGGUUUCCAAAACAAUAGUUUGUGAGUCAAUUAAUAUAUUUUUUUUAUUAAUUAAAUCAUAGAAACAAGGCUCCACAAUUAAUUUGAAAUAAAAGUGAAAUCAUGUUAUGGCUUAGUCACUUACGAUAAAGCAGUAAGCCCUGUGACGCCAUGAUUUACAGUGCUUUCAGAACUGCUAAGGGGUGUUGUUAAAAGCCUCUCUGGUUUUCUGAAAUCACAGGGCUUAUGGGCUUAUGCCUUUUAUAAAUACUUGUGCAGUAAUAGACGGAAUCAUGGACAUUAAUUGAGUAUUUUACAAUGGCUUUGAAUGCAACAUGCACAAGGUUCACUUUAUUUAUACAAUAGUUCAAACACUUUCACCAGUAUUCUGCCAAAAUAGAAACUUGAAGGAUUUCAAACAAAAAUUAGUAUUGUGUAAAACAAGUUAAGAUAUAUAAUUUUCUCGUAGUACAAUUUUAUUAUUGCAACAGUAAAGUAUGUGAAAGUGAAGAAAUUAAAA